AGAGCGCGCGCGCGAGAGCAUCCUCUGCGCCCAGACGUCGGCUGCUCAGACUCUCCAAGAAGGCUGCGCGAUGGAGACAGGACGGAGCUGUCGGAGUGUUUCCCGGAGGGAAGUGCCGCCUCUGGGGCGUCCUCACCUGGCGGCUCCCCUGAGUGUUCCCGUGUCAUCGAUGCCUGGGGAUUACGGACUAUCACAAUAAGGACCGGCGGGUGUGACAGUUUGGACCACGUUAACUGUCUGCGUGAACUACUCUUUUUCUUCUUCGUGUCCUUCUCUUUUCGAUUCCCCGCGUUGGACGGGUUUUCUGUCCCGAAAUGUUGAAUUCGGCGCUCCCUCGACGCGAGGGAUGUUCGCGGCACGUCGCCUGCCGUCGGACAUGAAGACACGCGGCGCGGAAACCUGUGGACAGCAUGAUACAACAUUUUGACACAACCGCUAAAUUGUUUUUUGUUGUUGUUGUUGGUGUCACGCUCCAUUGCGCAUGCCCGGCGGUGUGGACACGGAACGCUGCCCGACGCACACCUCGCUCUGUCCCGGCCGUGAUGUAGGAGCGAAAGUGAAGCGGGGAGCGGAGGACCGGAUGAACAAUGCGCUGGCAGAGCGGCGGCGCGGCGACCAAAGGGUUUGACUUUGGAUCCUUGGCGAACUAGCUCGUGCCGUAAACCGAAGAAUGUCGGGCUCGCCCCCUGGCGCAGUGGCUGAAGGGGUAGUCUCCAAAGUGAAAGUGAAGAAGGAGAUCAAGACAAUCGUGGAGAAUUUGGAAACCAUCCUGGGAGACCUCAGGGAUGUAGCCAAAGAGCUCAAAGAGGUUGUUCAUGACAUCGACACCCUGACCGGUGACCUGCAGCUGGAGGAGGACGGGCUCACGGACAGCUCCAAGACGGACACGCUCAACUCCAGCUCGAGCUCCACCACCACCGCUUCCAGCCUGGAGAAGAUGAAGCUCUUCCCCGAUGACUGCGUCUUCAAACCCCCUGCCCUCAUCGAGCCGGUCUCUUUCAACCCUCUCGCGGUCCUGACUGUGUUCAAGAAACCCCACCCUCCCCCACCGCCGCCCAGGCACACCCCGCCGAGGGCUGAGGAUCACAACGUCAAGAUUCUGCCUCAUCCGACAUUCGUGUUAUCAGGGAAUAUCUCCAAGGCCACGGGGUCUCUGAUGAGGAACGGCAGGGUUUUCCCAUUGAAACCAAACAGGGAUUUGUUCUCCUCUAUGCCGUGUUUCAUUUCCAAUGACGGCGGGAUCCCCGAGUCGGGCCUCGUUCCCACAUUGCCCAGGCCCAUGCCCCUCCUCCGCCACGAAAAGAACAAAUGCCCCAAGGCCCCCGGCAGGGAGUCCCGCGAGAGGGAGCGUGUCCGCUUCAGCGAGACGGUCCAGUACCACGGCUACUGCCAGGACUGCGACCUCCAGUAUGACGUCGACGACACGGAACUACACUUCCAGGCCGAGCUGAACGACCUGAGGCUCAGCCCGCUGCAUUGCUGCUCUUCCUCCGCCUCCCCUCCUCUUCCUCAUCAACUCAUGUUGGAAAACGGCGGCCUCUCGGUCAGCCACAGUUUCCCGCCGACAACAAACACACCUCCACCUUGUGUGCCUCCUCACCCGUCCUCCCUCAAGCCCCAGAAAACUAUCCUACGCAAAUCAACCACCACCACGGUUUGACGCGGAACACCCUCGCCCUCUCGCUCUCUCCCCCUCCCUUCCUUGUUCUGUCUGACUUAAGCAUUCUUGAAUCAUUCAUAGUGUUUUUCUACUUUAUGAGUGCUUUUCUACUUGAACUUUGGAUUAUCCAAGCAGAUAAGGAGGAGUUGGGCAAAGGACGGAUAAAGUGAGAGGAAAAGGCAGCGCCAUGGGCGCUGAGACGUACACAGGGAGAUCAGGAAGAAGCGGGCCCAUCGAGGUACUUGAGAUACGAGUGGAAGCACCCAUUGCCCCACCCCCCACCCCCGGUUGAUCAGGGAGAGAGGAGCCAGAACUGAGGCCAAGCAUCAACCUUUCUUUUUUCUUUUCUUUUUUUUUACAUUGUGCACAAUGGCUCUCAAUCACCAGGAGAUUCUUCAGAUUUAUUUUAACUUUUGAGCACUGAAUAACUUCCAGGCACAGCCGGGGCUGUGUUACUGUGAAACUGCGGGGAGGUGGGGGGUGGAAGCCUAUACAGAUUGAUGAAUUUAUAGCUGUGGAGGUGAUAUUUUUGUAACGUAGAAAAUAGUUGAAUUUGAAAAUGAGAAAGCCGCUGAGAACACCUGUUAUCAGAAGUAAAGGCGGCGAGAUGAGACGGGAGAGGUGCGAGACGGGGUGAAACGAUGUCAGCCAGUAUUCGAUCGAUGUCGACACAGGCUUUUAUUCUGUGCAAACUCAGAUGGAAAUCAAUAGCUCCACCCAACCGAUGGAAUUUGCCUUUUAGGAAUUGUAAUUGUUUGCGUCUGGAGAGCAAAAAGAGUGCUGGACGGCUGACAAGGAGACAACGAUAUUGUGUACACGCGUGACCACGUGCUCAAUGAUGGCGGUUUGGGGCGGUUUGAAGUGAAUGAAGACGUGGUCAGCGCUCUGUGUCCAGACAUCAUGUGAACUGUACGUCACAAUCUAUGCGCUCAACUGCCGCCAUGCAAGCUAUGUUUUUCUCUUUUUUUCUUUUUUUCACAACAUGCAGAGAUAAAGUAUCGUGCCAUAGUUACAGCUUUAAAGGAUUGUUGAAGAAGUAAUAAUUUGCAUCAAAUUUUCUUUGUAUACAAAUAUACAUGAACAUGUUUAAUAUCUAUCUAUAUAUAAAUAUAUGUGUAUAUAUAUAUAUAUGUAUAUAUAUAUAUAUACAUAUAUAUAUUUCGUGCAUUUUUCUACAGAGACUUUAACAUUUAAAGAGAUGAUAUUUUUGAUAUUGUGUUGGAUGACUGAGAGGUAUUGUGACGAAAGCUGACAUUCCCUCGAGGAACGUGUAUUUUCAGCAGGGCUCA
Molecule: messenger RNA, 2949 nt
Organism: Cyclopterus lumpus (lumpfish)
Lineage: Eukaryota; Metazoa; Chordata; Actinopteri; Perciformes; Cyclopteridae
Gene: prr16
Product: proline rich 16
Exons: 3
Coding region: 671-1660 (329 amino acids)
Biological process (GO): positive regulation of translation; positive regulation of cell size
Source: RefSeq, a predicted model, not a curated record